UAUAAUAAGGCUCCUCUACAUUUCAAUGCUGAUCCUGUAUUCUGUAAGACAACAACUCUUCUUUGCAAGCCAUUGCCCUUGGCUAAAUUGACAUCAUGGCAAAAGAUAAGAGCCUAACCUUUGUUGUAUUAUAUUUAAUUCAUGUUUGGACGCUGGGUGUGGACUCGUUCACUCUCCCACUGGACAUGGCCCCUGAUUCCGUUGAUGACAAAUAUGACAAAGAGAGUAGCUGCAGAGAUCUUAUGUAUGAGAAGGUGAACACAGUCUAUCUACCAGAUGAGAAAAAGGCUAAUCCUGAGUUCAACUCGUCUUGGAUGAAAGCAGAGGACGAAUGGGAAAAGUCAGGUGGUCAUCCUGAUCUAACAAAAGAACAGUUUAUUGCCAUCUAUAUGUACACAAAUCAGAGUCCUUCCAUCUACUCAGACUUCAACAGAAACGUUAGUAAAGGGAAAUCUGUGUAUGGGACAGCUUCAUUCCCGUACCACUCCCUGCACUUCUAUUUGACUGAUGCCAUUCGUGCAUUGAAGAAGGGGUGUGAGAAAACCUUCCGCCGAACCAAAGUGGAUUUCAAUCACCAAAGUGAAUUUCGUUUUGGCAGAUUCGCCUCCAGCUCUCAUAAAGAUAACUUACUCAGUUAUGGGAAUGUAUCCUGCUUUAGUAUCAAAACAUGCUAUGGUGCAUAUCUGGAGCCCUACACUGCCACGAAAGGAGAGGAAGAGGUUUUAAUCCCCCCCUAUGAGGUAUUCAAGGUCACCAAUGUCCAGCAAAAUCCACCAAAGAACGAGACAUUAGGUGACUGUAAAGUAGUCUACACAGUAGAGAGCAUCGGAGUUCAGAGCAACUUGAACUGCAAAUUGUUUAACAAAGCUGAAUCAAACAGAUCAUCAAACAAAGGCUAUAUCAUGCUUUGUAUUAUGUUGAUAAUAUCUGUACAUUUCUGACAGUUUUACUACCUAAGUAUAAUAAUACAAUAAAAUAUAUAGAAAGGACAGAAUAUAGCAUAUUCCUAGUAAUUGGAAUGUUUGGCCAGUAAAGAUAUAAGAAAUGUAAUUCCUCAACUGACAUUUACAUUUACAUUUGCUGUUAACCACAUGUCACAAUGUUUGCUUAAUUCAGACUUUUUUGUUGUUGUUUUAAUGAACAUGUUGAUGUAGAAGUGAACAUCCCUGACUCAUAGCAAUACUGUAUCCAAGGAUAUGUUUUGUGUUCGCACAGGAACUGUCCUUCCCAGAUUGUAUCACCUCUGUAAAGCUGUGAUGUGUGGUCAGACAACCGGUUUGAAUUGAAACAGUUAUCAGAUGGUUAUAAAAGCAAGACAAGUGUAAUUUUUUGUUCACUUUAGUCCUGUGCUUGGAUGUGGUGACUAUACUCUCCUUCUUGGUCUUUCUCUCCCACUCUCUUUGUCUUUCCCAUUUUCUCUCUCUCUACAGUUGACUUUGUGUUUAAGGCCUUUUAGGCCAGGCAUAUGUUCUCUGCCUCCCUCUUUUAUUCAUUUUUGGAUAAAUGCUUUGUUCUUUAAGUAUUGUCCUGUAAAUACCAUAUACCCUUGUUUAAUGUUUUCAUCUACAAUGUUAAGUAAACCCAUUUUAAUUAU
This is a messenger RNA of Esox lucius (northern pike), 1594 nucleotides long. RefSeq names its product NAD(P)(+)--arginine ADP-ribosyltransferase 2-like. Bases 96 to 941 code for a protein of 281 amino acids. Lineage: Eukaryota; Metazoa; Chordata; Actinopteri; Esociformes; Esocidae. The record is from RefSeq and is a predicted model, not a curated record. Gene Ontology annotation, molecular function: NAD+-protein-arginine ADP-ribosyltransferase activity; NAD+ poly-ADP-ribosyltransferase activity. The transcript is spliced from 2 exons.